Messenger RNA from Camellia sinensis, 1136 nucleotides. Its product is annotated as E3 ubiquitin-protein ligase RING1. Gene Ontology annotation, cellular component: cytoplasm. The record is from RefSeq and is a predicted model, not a curated record. Gene Ontology annotation, biological process: protein ubiquitination. Gene Ontology annotation, molecular function: ubiquitin protein ligase activity. Lineage: Eukaryota; Viridiplantae; Streptophyta; Magnoliopsida; Ericales; Theaceae.
CUCUCUCUCCUCCUUCCUCGACCCCCGCUUCCCCAAUCUCUCUCCUCACCAAUCCCCUCCCACCACCACCACCACCAACACCAUCACCACCGCCCCCGACGACAACUACCUCCUCGACAGCCCUUACCUCCACCGCCUAAUCCAACACCUCACCAAUUCCGAAUCCGACAACCCCUCCCCCACCACCACAACCACCGCCGCCACUCGCUACCACUCUCCGGCCUCAAAAUCCGCCGUCGAAUCAAUCCCUACGAUCAAAAUCACUGCCGCGUUUCUCGAUCUCGAUCCGAUCAAUCUCUGCGCCGUGUGUAAAGAUCAAUUCGUGAUCGAUGUCGAAGCCAAGCAGUUGCCUUGUAAGCAUAUGUACCAUUCGGAUUGCAUCCUUCCGUGGCUCGCGCAGCACAAUUCGUGUCCCGUGUGCCGGUUUCAGCUUCCGACGGAGAACGAUGAGUCCAAGGAUAGGCGGAGAUCGCGGUUCGCUGCGGUGAGGUUUAGGGAGUUUAUGAUGGAGGAUGAGGAUUUGUUUGGGUUUGAGAGUACUUUGAGGCAUAUUGCUAGGAGGCAUAGGGUUGUGUUUCCUCAUUGGAGGGGGAGUAUUAUGGAGGAGUCUCUGUUGUCCCCGACACAGGUUGGAGAAGCUGAGCCGGGUGUGGAGCGUUCGAAUAGUGUGGAGACCGUGUCGAGCUGGCCGAGCUGGCCAGUGGAAGGAGGGAUCAAUGUGGGUGGCGACGAUGGUGAUAUCGGUGUGAGUGCCAGGAUGAAUGAGGAUGGAGAUAUUAUAAUGUCUUAAACUUGGGGAGUUGGUGUUUGUUUCAGCCAAUAUAAGGUAUGUAUAGUUACUGUAGGGUUAUUGAUUGUACUUCAUCUCCAUAAAUCGUCGAAUGAAGUGUACACCUGCUGUGGACGACACUACCCAAUAAUCUGAUGUUGUAUGUGAUUUUUUGUGCAAUAUCUCUCUGCCUCCCUUUUCACCCCUCUUGAGCAUCCAAUAUGAAUGAGGUUGUUGGCUUGUAAUGAUUUUCUGUAAACUAAUUGGCCUUUUUAUUUUUGGUUAAUAUGGAUAAAAUCAAGCUGUUUCUUUGUUUUCGCUUUAUUUUUAAGCCACCUGUAAUAAUGGCAUGGCAAUGCUUUUAUCA